AGCUUUCCAGCCGGACCUGUCCGACCAGCCGUCCUCAGGUCGAGCUCACUCUGAGCUGAGGAGACGCAGAGGAGCUCCUCUUCAUCCGGGCAGCAUGUGGGAGCUCCUGUCAUGAGUUUAACGGCGGCUCCCCUCGUCUCAGGGCGGGAAGGUGGAAUGUGGGCAGAGACAGAGCAGUCUGGACGUCGCGACAGGAUUCACACUUCACCUCCGAGACCUUCAAACUUCAGAUGAAUCAAACCCAGCAGACAGCUGGCUGUGUGCGGACGCUGCCCCCCUGGUUCAGUUUGGCUCCAGCAGGUGUCAUGUGGUGGAUCUUCCAGCUGGAGGUGCUGCUUCACUCCUCCGGGUCCCGGGUGGAGGUGUGGUCCAGGCUGCUGUUGGCGGGCCUGCUGUGCGUGGUUCUGGCGGUCUCUUUGUGGGCCCUCAGGCGCCGCCUGGGGCCACGGCGGAACCAGGAGGAACCAGAAUCCAAACAGCAUCAGGAAGCUGUUUAUAAAAGCAAGAAUAACCACUUUGUUUGGACGUCCCAAAGCAGAACCACAGAACUCCAGGUUCCCGUUUCUGUGGCUCUGGCCGACUCAGUGCUCCUCUGUGUCCUUCAGGAGCCCCUCCAGGACCCCAGUGUGGCGCACAUCGAGGCCCUCCUCUCCAGGUUAGAGGCCGUGGCUCGGUCUCUGCAGAACUCCAGCACCGGAUCAGAACCAAAACCAGAGGAGGACGGCGUGCUGUCAGACAAAGUGAAACUGACCUCCAGCUACCUGCAGGAAAGGAUUGGGUCUCUGCACGCUCUCGUCCAGGUGCAGGCGGGUUUUGAAGCCAGCGUGGAGGACGUGCUGCAGGGCCUGGACGGCCUCUGGAAGCAGCUGGAGGAGCUGCACACGGGGGUCACGCUGUCCAAACGGGAGGGCCAGGGUCACAAGGAUUUGGCUUCAGCGCAGACUGAGGCGGAGACUCUGUUUGCGGUUCUGAAUCACUACAAGAACCAGCUUGGUUCAUGCGAGGUCCAGCUGAAGGAGAGCACGCAGCUGCUGCAGGAGCUGACCUGGAGCCACACCCACAUCUGCAACAAGGUGAACAGCAGCAGCGAGUCGGUCUGGCCCGAGCUCCUCCUGCAGGCCAACAUCGAGCAGUUUGACAAAGUGCAGGAGAGCUUCACCUGCCUGGAGCAGCAGACCUCCACCUUCCAGGCCCACCUGGAGGGGCUCGGGAAAAGACAUCCGGAGCUGAUCUCUGCUGCUGGUCCGAGUUCAGCGACUCGUCGGGACAGCGAGGAGUCGGCGGAGCGCUCCAACGCCGGGGGGUCGGGAAAGAGCUCCUCCCUCCUGCUGUGUGGGAAGGCCAGCCGGCCCCUCCCCUCCCCGUUUGGACGUCUGCGCAAAAACGCAAAGAAAAAGUGAUGCUGGUGUCUGUGCAUCCAGAAGAUUCUGCAGAUGUUGAUCAUCUGACACGACCGUUGCUGCCUUUAUGUUGUUUCCUGCCUGCAGCUUGAUGCUGAUUCAUUUUUUAAGAAACUAUUGUUUUAAGGGCGGAACAGUGGGGCCUCAAAGUGGGAGAGGUUCAAAUCCUGCUUGGGUUCUUUGUGUGUAAAGUUUUUUUCAGGAUGUCAGUUGCUGGGAUAGGCUCCAGCAACGCUGUGACUCCAUUAGGGAACGAGGUUUAGAAAAUGGAUGGUAACACAAGAGGGCGCACUUCCCCCACCUAUGACCCGAGCUCAUGUCUGGAGAUGCCAGAAAGUUCACAUCAGAAAGAGAAAAACUGAAAUCACCAAACAUGUCAAAAUGUCUUUUUGUUCAUUUUCAUAAACAUGGUAAAUUAUUCAACGAUCUUAUUUAUGCAUAAAGAUGAAAAAAUC
This is a messenger RNA of Oryzias melastigma (Indian medaka), 1855 nucleotides long. RefSeq lists its product as uncharacterized. The record is from RefSeq and is a predicted model, not a curated record. The transcript is spliced from 9 exons. Bases 231 to 1400 code for a protein of 389 amino acids. Lineage: Eukaryota; Metazoa; Chordata; Actinopteri; Beloniformes; Adrianichthyidae.